Molecule: messenger RNA, 5326 nt
Organism: Pungitius pungitius (ninespine stickleback)
Lineage: Eukaryota; Metazoa; Chordata; Actinopteri; Perciformes; Gasterosteidae
Product: semaphorin-5B-like
Exons: 22
Coding region: 129-3407 (1092 amino acids)
Biological process (GO): axon guidance; positive regulation of cell migration; neural crest cell migration
Molecular function (GO): semaphorin receptor binding; chemorepellent activity
Source: RefSeq, a predicted model, not a curated record
GCCACUGAGUGUCGAUGGGUAACAACUUCUCUCUCACCAUGUGAAGGACCUCGUCUCCCGGUUCAGUUUGGUGAUGGUGGGCAAGUGUUUCCCGAGGACGCGAUAGAAGACUUGAUGUGGUUGUAACUAUGGUUACGUCAGGGCGGAGGGCGUGGGCCCUCUCCCCCAGUGGGCUCGUGCUGGUCAUCUGCUCGUCCGUGUGUCUGUCCCAGCAGCCUCGCAUCACGCCGGCAGACUGCAGCACAAAGGAGCACCCCGUUGUCUCCUACCAAGCGCUGAGGCCGUGGAUGUCGGAGUUCUCCCACCCGGGGGUGAGGGACUUCUCUCGGCUGGCGCCGGACCUGAGCAGGAACCAGCUCAUCGUGGGAGCGAGGAACUUCCUCUUCAGACUGAGUUUGAGCAACGCCUCGCUCAUACAGGCGACAGAAUGGGCCCCCGAUGAAGAUACAAGGCACUCCUGUCAGAGCAAGGGGAAGACCGAGGUGGAGUGUCAGAACUACGUCCGCGUGCUGCUGAUCAGCGGGACGACGCUCUUCACCUGUGGGACCAACGCUUUCACCCCCGUCUGUGUAACCCGGCAGAUUAGCAACUUCAGUCAGGUGUUGGACACGGUGAACGGCGUGGCCCGCUGCCCCUACGACCCGCGCCACAACUCCACCGCCAUGGUGACGGAGCGCGGCGAGCUGUACGCCGCGACGGUGAUCGACUUCUCCGGGCGGGACCCCGUCAUCUACCGCAGCCUGGGCAACAUGCCGCCGCUGCGCACCGCCCAGUACAACUCCAAGUGGCUCAACGAGCCCCACUUCGUGUCCGUCUACGAGAUCGGCCGGUUCGCCUACUUCUUCCUGAGGGAGACGGCGGUGGAGAACGACUGCGGGAAGGUGGUGUUCUCCCGCGUGGCGCGGCUCUGCAAGAACGACAUGGGCGGGCGCUUCCUCCUCGAGGACACCUGGACCACCUUCACCAAGGCUCGGCUCAACUGCUCGCGCGCGGGAGAGAUCCCCUUUUACUACAACGAGCUGCAGAGCACUUUCCACUUACCGGAGCAGGACCUGAUCUACGGCGUGUUCACCACCAACGUGAACAGCAUAUCAGCGUCUGCCGUCUGCGCCUUCAAUCUGAGCUCCAUCACCCGGGCCUUCAACGGACCCUUCCGCUACCAGGAGAACCCCCGCACCGCUUGGCUCUCCACGCCAAACCCCAUACCCAAUUUUCAGUGUGGCACGCUGGAGGAGGGGGGACCGGGGGGGAACCUGACCGAGCGCAGCCUCCAGGACGCCCAGCGGCUCUUCCUCAUGAACGACGUGGUCCAGCCGCUCACCGUCGACCCUCUGCUCACCCAGGACAACCUGCGCUUCUCCAAGCUGGUGGUGGACAUCGUCCAGGGCCGAGACACCCUCUACCACGUCAUGUACAUCGGCACCGAAUAUGGCACCAUCCUGAAGGCUCUCUCCACAACCAAUAAACGCCUCCGAGGCUGCUACCUUGAGGAGCUUAGGCCCCUCCCCCAAGGGCAAAUUGGAUCGAUUAAGAGCCUGCAAAUCCUUCACAAUGACAGGUCUUUGAUUGUUGGGCUUGAUGACAGGCUGGUGAAGAUCCCGUUGGAGCGCUGCUCCAGCUAUCCGACUGAAAGUCAGUGCACGGAAGCGCGGGACCCUUACUGUGGCUGGGAUCACAAGCAGAAGCGCUGCACCACCAUCGAGGAGAGCUCCAACAUGAACCAGUGGACCCAAAACAUCACCGAGUGCCCAGUGAGGAACAUGACACGGGAUGGCGGCUUUGGUUUGUGGGCGCCGUGGCAACCGUGUAGCCACGACGACGGCGAGGGCUCCGUCAGCAGCUGCGCGUGCCGGUCCCGCUCGUGCGACGGACCUCUGGCUCGGUGUGGCGGGAUCGCAUGCGAGGGCCCGCUCAUCCAGGUGGCGAACUGUUCCAGGAACGGCGGCUGGACCCCCUGGUCCUCGUGGGGCCAGUGCAGCAGCAGCUGUGGCAUCGGAUUCGAAGUGAGGCAGCGGUCCUGCAACAACCCCUCGCCCCGCCACGGCGGUCGAAUCUGUGUCGGCCAGGGACGAGAGGAGAGGCUGUGCAACGAGAAGAAGCCUUGUCCGAUGGCAGUGUCCUGGACAGCCUGGGGCCCCUGGGCUCACUGCAGUGCUGAAUGUGGAGGGGGGGUCCACUCCAGGAGCAGAACCUGUGAGAGCGGCGACAGCUGUCCUGGAUGCUCCAUGGAGUACAAGGCCUGUAACCUGGAGGCCUGCCCCGAGGUGCGCCGCAACACCCCCUGGACGCCCUGGAUGCCGGUCAACGUCAGUCAAGACGGGUCCCGGCAGGAGCAGAGAUUCAGGUACACCUGCCGGGCGCUGCUCCCCGAGCCCCAGCAGCUGCAGCUGGGCAAGAAGAAGACGGAGACCCGGUUCUGCCCCAACGACGGGUCCGGAGCCUGCCAGACCGACGCUCUGGCGGACGACUUGGUGAAGGUCAGCGGGCGCACUCUGUCCCAGCCCCAGGGCGUGCGCUGGGGAUUGUGGGAAACGUGGUCCAGCUGUUCCCAGCCGUGUUCCAGGGGCUUCCGAACCCGGAAGCGUAGCUGCUCGACCGCGGAGGGCCGGACCAACCCCGGCGCCUGCGUGGGCUCCCCGGUGGACUACCAGGACUGCAACGCUCAGCCGUGCCCAGUGAGCGGGUCCUGGUCCUGCUGGUCCUCCUGGUCCCAGUGCUCGUCCAGCUGCGGGGGCGGAUACUACCAGCGGACUCGCACGUGCAGCAACCCGCCCCCCGCCAGCGGGGGGGACAUCUGCAUCGGCCUGCACACCGAAGAGGCGCUCUGCAGCACACACGCCUGUGAAGAUUGGGGUGAAUGGACGGGCUGGGGGGACUGUGACAAAGAGGGGCUGCAGCAUCGCACUCGGCCCUGUGGCGAGGAGCGCGGCGCUGAGGCCGGUCUCUGCCAGGGUAACGUCACCCAGUCCAGGCCCUGCCAGCCUCAUGAGGUGCCAGUUAUUUUACCCGGACAAGAGGACCAGAGCUGUGGAACCUUUACCUUGUUCCAGUUGGUCGCCGUGGGCGCGGCCAGCUUCUUCGCCGCCGCCCUGCUGUCGGCGCUGGCCUACACCUACUGCCGCCAGCUGAGCCGGCCGCCCGCAGAGUCGGGCGUCAUCCACCCGAGCACCCCCAACCACCUCGCCUGCAACAAGCGGGGCAACGCCACGCCAAAGAACGAGAAGUACAUCCCCAUGGAGUUCAAGACGCUAAACAAGAACAACCUGCACGUCAACGACGAGACGUGCAACCACUUCCCCUCCCCGCUGCCCUCCGGCAACAUGUUCAGCACCACCUACUACCCGCCCAGCCUGGGCAAGUACGACUUCCACCCGGACUCGCCCUGCAGGACCUACAUGCACAGCUGAGGGGAGGUCAGGCACCAAAAAACAACCGGUCAUCUGCACUCACUCAUUUUUCGUAGAUUCGCUGUCACGUUCCAGUUAGACGACAUGUUAAAGACUCAGUUCACACAUUAGAUCCGUGCAUGCAGAUUGUUUGAAAAAAUAGAAAUAAAAUGACAUUCUUUAAAGAAUUCUGCUGAAUUUCCAGGACCAUGUUGCCUUUACGUAACAUCAUAGAUUUUUUUUGUCCUUCAUGAGUCGCUUCAGUUUAAAGGUUUGGAGCAAGCACUGUGUGUUGCCUCAUCGUAGCCUCAUACCACCAGACAAACUUCUGCAAAACUCCUCUUUUGUUGGAGGCAGAAGAAUAAGUGGCGACACGACGUGCCGAUCGUGCAGUCGGGCCCUCGGGUGCAGCAGACCUCUUGGGCCGCGCGUGGAUCUGGAUAUCCGCUGGACUGAGAAGAGACUCUAUUGCUUUUCCUUUUUCCUCGUUGUCAGCAGGUCGGUUCAGCGGACUCACUUAUACUGUAAGAUAUUUUAUUGGGAUUGACUUCAGUUAAGACUUAUAUCUGUGAUAAAAAAAAAAAAACAUGAAAAGGAGACACAAUUGUAAUAAUUGUUCCAUCACUUCAUCCCUCACUGUGUGAAUGAAACAAUCAACUUCUGAAUCUGUAACGAUCUUACAGAUUUCUGGCUUAUUAGCUUUCAUUAAAAUGUUUAGCAGGAUCCACGAUCAAAAACAACACAGAAGUGUGGAUAAUAUUAAUUAUUGUAUGUGAGUACGCAGAUUUGAAUGGAUGCAUUAUUCAUGUAGUUAACAUAUGGGGCAUGUUUUUGGCAGUCAUUUCUUCUGGAUGUUGCAUUAAGGUUAUUGUUUCAUAAAUCACAAAAAAUAUUAUGCAGCUAUUUUCAGAGGCUCUCACCAUAAAUCAGCCACAAGCUUCUGAGCUGCAGUGCAGUGAAACACAAAGGUAUCGAUGUGAUGGUUUCAAGUCUGCAUCUAGUUUUUAUGGUUCACUGAAAAUAAUGGUAAACAAUGGAGACCCAAAUGCUAAACGACACUGCUUUUCAACGACACUUUUAUUUCACAUUGUACAAAAGCAUUGUGUUUAAGAGCCCCAGUUGCUAUUAUUUCCAUAUAUGUGAAUGUGAGAAUGUUUCCUUUGAGUGACACAUCUUGUAAUCAGGGGUCAGUCAUUUUAGAAAUAUUUCAAAGAAGAAUCCUGAAAGAAACGGUUUAAAGUGGUAAAGUAAAUCAAUACAAAUCAGUUUAUUAUGAUUAGCAUUGAUAUUAUGCAUCAAUACACUAAAAUGCCACAAUUAAGCUCCCCACCACCUGUUUUUAGUUACAAGUAAUAUUGUUGUUUACAGUAAAACAUCUUGGGAAUUAAAACGUAAAAAAUCAAAUAUAUGUAACGCUAACAAAUAGCCCAAAACAGAACGCUCUUCACACAGUACGGGAUUGCUAGUGUUUAAGCUAUUCAAUGCUGUAAAUUGUAUAUCUGCAUAUCGCAAAUUCCUAAAUUGUAAAUACUAAGAACUGAAUUUGUGUGUUUCUUCAUCUGCAGUGUUAUGUUGAAUGAAACAAAUGACCAUGAUGAUGUGUUUUCACCUUUGGGUGCUUAUGAAUAAGUGGUCGCAUACGCUGACUCACUAUGUACAACAUUUUUUGUAUGUAUUUGGCUUAAAUAAUGGGAAUAUUGAUUUUUAAAGAGGCGUUGUCACCCUGUGCGGUGACAGGGAAGGUUGUGCUUGGUAUUUAAAGUCAACGGAUCCCUAGAAUUGAUUUGUUCCCCCAAAGCUUCUCUGCUCUUAUAAUAUGAUGUGAAUCUGACUUAACACUGCCUUUUGGACACUGUGAACUUUUGGUACUCUAUAUUUUUGUAUAAUGUACUCUGUAAAAAACAAAAAAAGAUAAAUAAAUACAUUUCGGUGCCAAUCUA